CCGUAAUUCGCCAAAAUGACCAACACAGAGGGAAAGAGGAGGGGCACCCGCUACAUGUUCUCUAGGCCUUUUAGAAAACAUGGAGUUGUUCCUUUGGCCACAUACAUGCAAAUCUACAAGAAAGGUGAUAUUGUAGAUAUCAAGGGAAUGGGCGCUGUUCCAAAAGGAAUGCCCCACAAAUGUUACCAUGGCAAAACUGGGAGAGUCUACAAUGUUACCCAGCAUGCUGUUGGCAUCAUUGUAAACAAACAAGUUAAGGGCAAGAUUCUUGCCAAGAGAAUUAAUGUGCGUAUCAAGCAUAUUAAGCACUCUAAGAGCCGAGAUAGCUUCCUGAAAUGGGUGAAGGAAAAUAAUCAGGAAAAGAAGGAAGCCAAAGAGAAAGGUAUUUGGGUUCAACUGAAGCGCCAGCCUGCCCCACCCAGAGAAGCACACUUCGUGAGAACCAAUGGAAAGGAGCCUGAACUGUUGGAGCCCAUUCCCUAUGAAUUCAUGGCAUAAUGGGUGUAAAGAAAAUAAAAGACCUGGACUGUAUAA
Molecule: messenger RNA, 534 nt
Organism: Orcinus orca (killer whale)
Lineage: Eukaryota; Metazoa; Chordata; Mammalia; Artiodactyla; Delphinidae
Product: 60S ribosomal protein L21-like
Exons: 1
Coding region: 16-498 (160 amino acids)
Biological process (GO): translation
Cellular component (GO): cytosolic large ribosomal subunit; ribosome
Molecular function (GO): structural constituent of ribosome
Source: RefSeq, a predicted model, not a curated record